AUGGCUUGCUUUGCCCAGAUAAUCUACCCUUGCCGCGAGCGAAGCACCACCACAACCGCCCUCUCGAAAAGAAAAGAAAAGAAAAGAAAAGGAAAUAAAAUCACUGACAGUAACAGAAUGACAGACACUGACAGAGCAGAGAAGCAACAGAAGAAGAAACGAGAAGAAGCAGCCCGAGUUUCCCGAUGGGAAAAGUCAUGA
This is a messenger RNA of Trichophyton benhamiae CBS 112371, 201 nucleotides long. RefSeq lists its product as uncharacterized. The transcript has a single exon. The record is from RefSeq and is a predicted model, not a curated record. NCBI's taxonomy places the organism in Eukaryota, Fungi, Ascomycota, Eurotiomycetes, Onygenales, Arthrodermataceae. The coding region runs from base 1 to 201 and encodes 66 amino acids.